AUGUCUCCCAUUCCUGCUAUUUUCUCUUUCACCGAGAUGGCUGAUGUGACUGCGCUGAUCUGUCCCAUCUUUGACUUCUUUGCUGAAGAUCUAGAUUGGGUGUCAACUGGGUCCGUCACGGCCUUCAGCACGUCUGCAGUAAGCUCGAUUUUCACAGCACCGCUGAUUUGCUCGACUUCGGUCUCUCCAUACUUCUUAGCCCGCCGCACGAAUUGCAUGCACGCUGCGACUCUUCCAAGCAGAUGUCUUAUAAAGACAUUCCAAUAUACUUCAAAUGGACGCUUCGUCCAUCUGGCUGAUGCGGACAUCCCACCUUAUCUGAAUCUAUGA
Molecule: messenger RNA, 330 nt
Organism: Penicillium chermesinum
Lineage: Eukaryota; Fungi; Ascomycota; Eurotiomycetes; Eurotiales; Aspergillaceae
Exons: 1
Coding region: 1-330 (109 amino acids)
Source: RefSeq, a predicted model, not a curated record